AUGGACGCCAUUCAUAUUCAAACUCAUACAGAAAAUGGUAUUCAAGAAGAAAUUUAUAUGAAUUCCUAUCAUAUGAAGCCCAAAGAAGGUCAAAAAUUUGUAAAAAAAGAUGUGGAAGACAAACUAAAUGAAUUUUUACGAAGUGAAUUGGAAAAUGAGGAGUACGACGCAAACCAUUCGGUGGUGAGAUCAAAAGAAUUGAGUUCCAAAAUUUUAGAACUUCUAAAGAAAUGUGGAUACCCAAGAUAUAAAUUUAUUGUUCAAGUUGUGAUAACAAGUACCUCAGGGCAAGGAAUUAGAGUUGCCUCCAGAUUUUUGUGGGAUCCCUCUACAGACAAUUAUGCUUCGGCUUCCUUCAAGAAUAGCUCGUUAACUUGUGUUGCCAUGGUGUUUGGUUUGUUCUACGAAUAA
This is a messenger RNA of Naegleria fowleri, 411 nucleotides long. RefSeq lists its product as uncharacterized. The record is from RefSeq and is a predicted model, not a curated record. NCBI's taxonomy places the organism in Eukaryota, Heterolobosea, Eutetramitea, Acrasida, Naegleriidae. Gene Ontology annotation, cellular component: cytoplasmic dynein complex; cytoplasm. Bases 1 to 411 code for a protein of 136 amino acids. Gene Ontology annotation, molecular function: dynein intermediate chain binding. The transcript is spliced from 4 exons. Gene Ontology annotation, biological process: microtubule-based movement.